AUGGCAGCUCUGAUGAUCUUAAUCGUGUCAAUGGUGGCUCUGGCUGGCGCCGAUUCUGCCGUAGACCCACACUUCACUCCACGCCCAGCCUACGUCAAUGCUAACAAAGCUCCAGUAGACCCUGUACCCAGCGCUGCCACGAUCCUGUCGAUCCCAGUGAGCGUCGUGGCUACCAGCGACGAUCCCGCUGACGACGCCAAGUCUGCUGCUGGUGUCAUGAACAAAAUCGUGGCUAAAGUUGUUGAAAAAGUCAUCGAUGUUGUAACUGAUGUCAGAGAAAAGGUUGCUGAUGCAGUUUCAGAUUUUGUCGACGAUGCUAAGGCCGGAAGCAGCUCAAGAGACCAUGAUGACGUCGUUUUUAAAAACAAUGACAACAGCAACGAGACCAAAACGGACGACAGCGAAGAAACAGAUACACUUAAUGACAACAGCGAUGAAUUAGAUGACGGAGACAGCGCAGAGAAGAGCAAGUCAUCCACUAAUGAUAAUUCUAAAGAUGACGACAAGAAGAUAAAAGAUGAUGGUAAUUCUAAAGAUGACGACAAGAAAAUAAACGAGGAUGAUAAUUCUAAAGAUGACGACAAGAAAAUAAACGAUGAUAAUUCUGAAGAUGACGACAAGAAAAUAAACAAUUAUGAUAAUUCUAAAGAUGACGACAAGAACAUAAACGAUGAUGAUAAUUCUAAAGAUGCCGACAAGAAAAUAAACGAUAAUGGUAAUGAUUCUAAAAACAGAGAAAAGUCAUCGACAGAAGUCGGAGACAAACAAAAAGAUAACAGUAAAGAGAGAAUUACUGGCAAAAAUAAAGUACAUGAAAGAGAUGAUAGCGGCGAGCGUCGUAGACAGGAUAAGAAAGAUGACAAUAAUACCAGCAAUGAUAAAAACAAAGACGAGGAGUCAAGUGAGAAGGCGGAUGGUAAAAGUGUCUGGUCAUUUUUGAAAGAUCUCACGGGAGACAUUGAAAACGAGUCUGCGGAUGACGACACUAAAGUACGUCAUUACUUGACCCGUAUUUCCAAGUUCAGAGGUUACAUGGACGCCAUGGAUUCCAACUUCGCUGUGUCACUGGCCAAACAGUCAGGCACCUGCCCAGUGUACCCCAUACAAGUCGGUAAUAACAGAGUGACCAUCACAACAGAAAAUGGCUGCAAAAUAAUUAUCAAGUUGAAAGGUCUCACGGUGGACAAGAUUGAGGACGGGCAUGAAGAGAAGAAGAGAGCGCACAAAAGAUCUAUCCUGGUAUCCUACUCAGACAACUGA
Messenger RNA from Candidula unifasciata, 1260 nucleotides. The record is from the annotation of a GenBank genome assembly. Lineage: Eukaryota; Metazoa; Mollusca; Gastropoda; Stylommatophora; Geomitridae.